Oryza brachyantha (malo sina) is the source of this 753-nucleotide messenger RNA. RefSeq lists its product as uncharacterized. The coding region runs from base 111 to 392 and encodes 93 amino acids. The record is from RefSeq and is a predicted model, not a curated record. The transcript is spliced from 2 exons. NCBI's taxonomy places the organism in Eukaryota, Viridiplantae, Streptophyta, Magnoliopsida, Poales, Poaceae.
GAUAGAUUAGCAAGCGGCGCCAUCGACAGCUUCGUUGGUCAGUCUUUGGUUGUCACCUCCAGGCGUGUUCAGGCCGGCCAGCUAGCUAGCUAGAGCGGUGUGGUGUGGCCAUGGCCAGCCGCCGUCUCUCCCUGCAGCUGCGUCGACCGCCGUGCUUGCUCAUCGUCCUCCUCGCCGCGGCGAUGGUGGCGGCGCCGGCGAGGGCGGCGUGGGUGGACUACCCGUCGGGGGUGCCGUGCGGCGAGACGAUCCCGGUGGAGCAGUGCGACCCCAGCGACGCGGCGGCGAACAGCGCGUGCAUGGACGUGUGCCACUACGGCGGCUGCCGGCGCGGCGGGGCGUGCGUCUCCCUCGGCUUCGGCAGGGGCCGCGGCUGCCACUGCAAGUGCUAGCAAGCAGCUCAGCUGCUUUCUUUCUUCGAGCUGAUGAACCCAACUGAUCUGAGAGAUUCUGAGCUGAUCCGAUAUGCUAAUCACUUCAAUCAGGUUGAGCACGUAGUAGAGGAAGGAGCAAUUAGGAGUGAAUAAACGUACGGGCGCUAAUUAAGCUGCUGUUGUAGAUGCAUGCUUAGCUACUGUCCCAAUGCUGCCUUGCUGGUUUUCCCGCCCUUUUCGUUCCUCUGUUCUUUUUUUUUUUCUCUCCCCCGAUCUCCCGUGUUUUGUUUUGAGAUGGUUGCAGAUUAGGUUUGCUUUUGUUCUGUGCUGCCUUUUCUGUACAAAGCCUGAGUCGAGAGCUUUGAAGAAUGAACCGUCA